AUGAUUCAUCCCACCAUUUCUGAUGAGGAGAUUCCAAAAGUGGGGAUGCUAUUUGGAACCCUAGAGGAAGCACGCCAAUUUUACUACAACUAUGCCAAUAAAAUGGGAUUCGAGCCUCAUAUAAAAAACAAUAACUUCGACAAGAAUGAAAGAACACCCAUUAACCAAUCCAUACAGUGCAAUAGAGAUGGAUACCAAACAAAGAAGAAUCUGGCAACCCAAAGGUCAAACACAGUCUCAUAUGUACACUGUAAAGCUCACAUCUAUGUGAAACUUGACACAGAGCUUGAAAAGUGGAGACUGUUGAAGGUAGAAUUAGCUCACACGCAUCGAUGUGAUCCCAGUUUGUCAUGGAUGUUUAAGAAAAACAGGGAACUCUCCAUGCACGUUAAGGAUGUCAUUGAGCGCAACGACCAGGCUGGUAUACGAUCUUCGAAGACUUUUCAGGCGCUUGCUGAUGAAGAUGGUGGUCGUUCUAAUCUGAACUUUCUUGAGAAGGAUGUUAGAAAUUAUAUAUCUGGUAAACUCCGAAUCAAUGGAGAUGAUACUGAUGCGCAAGAGAUGCUGGACUAUUUUACCAAGAUGAAAGAGCAGAACCCGAAUUUCUUUUAUGAUAUUUGUGUCUAUAGUGACAAUAGUCUCAAGCAUGCAUUUUGGGUGGAUGCUCGAUCAAAAGCUGCUGACGAGUAUUUUGGUGACGUGGUGUCAUUUGACACCACAUACAAACUCAACAAGUAA
Messenger RNA from Arachis duranensis, 738 nucleotides. Its product is annotated as protein FAR-RED IMPAIRED RESPONSE 1-like. Bases 1 to 738 code for a protein of 245 amino acids. Lineage: Eukaryota; Viridiplantae; Streptophyta; Magnoliopsida; Fabales; Fabaceae. The transcript has a single exon. The record is from RefSeq and is a predicted model, not a curated record.